Molecule: messenger RNA, 299 nt
Organism: Staurois parvus
Lineage: Eukaryota; Metazoa; Chordata; Amphibia; Anura; Ranidae
Source: the annotation of a GenBank genome assembly
CUGCUCUAGGAGGAUGCUGAACCCCUGACCUCUGUCUAGACAGUGCUGAUUGGUCCUGUGCUGAUCACAUGCACUCUCCCAAGAAAAACAAAAACCUCUCUAGCAAUACACAGCAAACUGAGCAUGUGCAGAGUGUCUCCACACACUAUAUGUCUUAUCAGGAGAUAAGAAGGGGACACUGGCAACAGAUCAAACAACCCUUGUACACACUGCAGAGGAUUAUCCCCUUAGGUUCCACAGUGAUUAUAACAAGCAUGCUUUACUGCAUAUACAGACUGAUUGUACUGUUGUGGGGUUAG